GAGGCCGCGAUGGAGCGCAGCCCGGGCGGGCGCCGGCGCUGGAGCCCGAACACCGGGUGGAGCGGGAGCCGAAGCAGGAGCCGCAGCCUCAGCCCGCGCCAGGCCGGGGCAGGGGCCCGCAGGGCCGGGCUGCUCGCAGCGGCGGCGCCCGAGCCCCCCAGCGGCUGAGCCGUGACCUCCAGCCCCGCACGCGGUUACCGGGACCCAGCGCGCGGCGACCGCUCCAACCCGGGCCCCCUAAGAGCUGCUUGCUGCAACCGCACACCUCAAGACACAGAGCGACCCAGCUUCGGGGCGGUAGCCCUCCCUGCUGCUCCAGCACACAGGGUCCCCCAAACCUAGGACAGCGAGAUCAGAUCCUCUUGCUAACGAGAAGCCGCGGGCACCCCAAAGCCCCGGGACCUGGGCGACCGAGCCCCUAGCGACGCCCUCCGCGUCCCGGCUUAUGGUGGUGGUGGUGGUGCCCUGAGCCCCUCUCGGGCCGGGCUGAAGAAGACCGACACGGCGCCCAGACCCCCUGCCGCGGCGUCCCCGCGGCCCCAGCCCAGGGAGAAGAUGAACAUGGGCUGCCCAGAGCCUGAUCCGCUCCGCUCCCUGCCUUGCUGCGGGCCGGGGGCCGCCCCUGUACCAGGUGCCGGAGUGCCCCUCCUCACAGAAGACAUGCAAGCACUGACGCUACGCACACUGACUGCCAGUGACGUUACCAAGCACUACGAGCUCGUCCGGGAGCUGGGCAAAGGGACCUAUGGGAAGGUUGACCUGGUGGCUUACAAGGGCACAGGCACCAAAAUGGCCCUGAAAUUUGUGAAUAAGAGCAAGACAAAGCUGAAGAACUUCCUGCGUGAAGUGAGCAUCACCAACAGCCUGUCAUCCAGCCCCUUCAUCAUCAAGGUCUUUGACGUGGUCUUCGAGACUGAGGAAUGCUAUGUCUUUGCCCAGGAGUACGCGCCUGCUGGGGACCUGUUUGACAUCAUCCCUCCCCAGGUGGGGCUCCCCGAGGACACGGUGAAGCGCUGUGUGCAGCAGCUGGGGCUGGCGCUGGACUUCAUGCACAGCAGACAGCUAGUGCACCGCGACAUCAAACCCGAGAACGUGCUGCUGUUUGACCGUGAGUGCCGCCGUGUGAAGCUGGCGGACUUCGGCAUGACGCGGCGCGUGGGCUGCCGUGUGAAGCGUGUGAGCGGCACUAUACCCUACACAGCGCCCGAGGUGUGCCAGGCGGGCCGUGCCGAUGGCUUCGCAGUGGACACAGGCGUAGAUGUGUGGGCGUUCGGAGUGCUUAUCUUCUGCGUGCUCACCGGCAACUUCCCGUGGGAGGCUGCGUCGGGCGCCGAUGCCUUCUUCGAGGAGUUCGUGCGCUGGCAGCGGGGCCGCCUGCCGGGGCUGCCUUCGCAGUGGCGCCGCUUCACCGAGCCCGCACUGCGCAUGUUCCAGCGGCUGCUGGCUCUGGAGCCCGAGCGUCGCGGGCCCGCCAAGGAGGUAUUCCGCUUCCUCAAACACGAGCUCACAUCUGAGCUUCGGAGGCGGCCUUCGCACCGUGCACGCAAACCUCCUGGGGACCGCCUGCCUGGGCCCCUGCGCCUCGAGGCUCCUGCACCGCUCAAGCGCACAGUGCUCACCGAGAGUGGCAGCGGUUCACGGUCCUCGCCGCCCAGCGUGGUGCCCGUUCCGGUGCCCGUGCCCGUGCCCGUGCCCGAGGCUGGUCUGGCUCCGUCCGCUCCCCCAGGCAGGACCGACGGCCGUGCGGACAAGAGCAAAGGGCAGGUGGUGCUGGCCACGGCCAUCGAGAUCUGCGUCUGAGCUGCUAGGAGCAGCGCAGCCGCUGCGGGGGAAGCAGCGUAUGCUCCAACCCGUACUGGGGACAGGGAGCAGCCACAGCGCGGUGGGAGGGAGUAGUGUAGACUAGGAGGCCCAGACACCCGGGUCGGUGGUGGGCUGGUGACAUAGCUAGCGGAUGACCAUGUGUGUGGCCGGCCUCAGCCCAGAGGAGCCGAGGCCCCUGACAAAGGCUGGGAGCUUGUGGGCCAGACUGAGCUCUGGAACCUGGACACUCCUGGCGCUUCACACCCCUUGGCAGAUCACCCUACAAUCUUCCAUCCAAACCUGGGCACAGAAAGGGGCCUUUGGUGUUGGGCAGAGAUGAGCACGAGACCCUUAGAAACUGGCUGGGAACAGGCACUGGGUUAACAACAGUGGUGCCCAGGCGGUCAGAGGGAGAGGCCAAGCCCCCUAAAUGUAGCAAAAGUUGUGUGCAGGAACGGACCCGAAUACUAGAGAUGCCCCCUCACCUCUUCCUGCUGAUGGGUACUUACAUCCCAGGAGGGAGAGCCAUUACUGCAGCCACAAGGCCAUUGGGAACAGAGUUCCAGUAGGUACCCCUCCCGAGAGUAUAGGGGAACAGAUGGCAGGAGAACGGAGGCUUGGCACUCCUGUGUCUCUAGGGUAAGGGGUGCGUUCACAGCCCAGCUGCUCCUUCCCUGGGCACUCAGCAAGCAGGGAAACAGUUGCGCCAGUUAUUCCUGGGGUUUGUCAAUCACGUGUGCGAGCCUCACGGUUCUAGGGCAGUACCCUUGCAGGGGAGGAGCGCAUCCGUGGAUGGGACAGGAAGUCGUUGAAGUCAGAGUGAGUGUGAUGUGUGUCUGGUGACUCUGAGGGUCUGGACACCUCACCAGGCAGCUGCCAAGAGCCAGGCCUGUGUUUUACCACACUCCUCAGGGAAUCCCAGGAGACACCUGCUGUUGGCUCAGGUUCUUCAGCAGCAAAACAGGAUCUCACCUUGCCCCUGCUCUCCUUUGGGACUCCUCAAUGUGGAGGCUUAAGGAACCCCUGCAAUAACCUCAGCCCAGGGAGGCUGUACCUUCUGCCUGGCACCACCCAACUGACCAGCCUGGGUUGCCUCUCCUAGGGUCCCUCCAAAAGUUCUGGGUCAUUCUAGGAGGUUCCAUAGUGGGGCUGGCUGGCUAGCUGCAAGGGGCACCAACCACCCCUCAGCCUGAAGCCCCCACCUCUCUACACAACCCCUUGCUCCCACCACAAAGGGCUAUAGGUCUCCCUGCCCUGCCUGAGUCCAGUUUACAAACUGUGGUUGCUCCAGGGCCUGGUCCCACUUUUCCUGGGGUGCCACCACUUCCCUAGUGGACACAGGGCCCACAUGCCAGGUAAGUAGCAAACCCCUCCUCCUGCCAAGAGCCGAAUCUCAGAAGGCCCCCAUCACUGCCCUGGCCCACUUGGGGCCACUAGGCCCUCCUUCCCAGCCGCUACUUCUCCUCUUGCCUUAGGCCUCUCCAUCCUGAUCUGCAAUAACAAGGAAGCGAGAUUCCACAGUAGACAUCCCGUGUCCCAUGUGCGCCCUCUCUCUGUUGAGAUCCUGUGUGGGAGGCCUCUCCCUUGUAGUAUCUCCCUUGUAGUAUCUGGUAGUCCUCAGAAGAGACUUUAGGUACGUAGCCCAGCCCCAUCCUUCAGAGGCAGCAACCAGCCUGACCCUGAACCGGACUCAGGCUGGGUCAGGCUCCACUCCUGCUGCCACCACUGGUACUGUCUCUGUCUGUUGGGUUGGGACCCUUUGCCCCUUAGGAGAGGUGUUGGUUACAGAUGUUUACCUCAGUUUGUCACUGUUGAAGAAACAAAAUAAUAAUAAUAAUAGCAAAAAAUUAACAUUGUAGACAUGGAGACUUAGAAGACAAAACCCACAGGAGAAACCUCCCCCUUUGCAGUUUUUCUGUGAAGGUAUAGUUUGUUCAUGUACGCACACGUAUGUGUGUGUCUCUGUCUCACCCCAGGGCAGGCCAGAUCACCUAUUGACACCUGUCCCAGCCUGUGUGUCCCUCACACUGCCCCUGUCCUUUGGUGCUUCCCAGGGGCCCCUUGAACUGGCUUGUGGGGUGUAGGGGAGCUUCCUGGAUAGGAAGUGGGGCCUUCAGUUAGCUAGAGGUCUCCCACCAGAUCCUGUGAGUAGAGGGCCCCAGGCUGUGUGAUGCUCCCUGAGCCCACAGCACAGUGCUGGUGGUUGGCAUCUGUCCAAGUCUGGGGCAGGGCCUGGGUUGAACCCAAGCCCUUGAGCCUCGCGCUCCUGUCUUGCCUCCCCUACCCCAUGUCUUUGUAAAUACUCUGGCAUCCUUUGGCCCUGAGGAGGUUUUUAAAUGUGUUAUUUACUUCUCUAACUAUGACAAUUGCUAUAAAAUAAAAAUUUAGAAAAAUGAUUGUUUCAGCUGCAGGUUGGGAGGGGUACGCAGGUCUUCCUGCCGCGGCUUACUGGCAGGCUCCGAGGUAGCGUCUGCAGUGGCCAGACCAUGAAGGGGGAGCAUGCACAUGGACUUUCUGGGGGAGGGGCAGAGAAUGGUCCUGGCUUGGACUUCAGCUUCAGCUUAGACUCCUUCAGCCUGGGCCAAAAUGAAAGUUUAUGGUCACCACUCUUGACAGUAUUUAGCGUGCACUUUCGGUACAAAAGUGAGUUGUACAAACAGCACAGCACUCAGCAGUGACUGUCUAAUGAUGGAAGCUUGUCGCUUCCAGAAGGCCAGGUUUGGAGAUGGCAGGGAAAGCUCUGGAAAGACAAGCCAGAAAAGUCUAAGUUAACUGGGCAAGGGCACAGUGGGGCACUAGUGGUCUCGGAGCCAAGUAAACGUUGUGAUGAUUCAGAGGGGGGCUGUAGGGAAGUACGCGGGUAACAUUUAUCAAUUACCUACUAAGUCAGCAGAGCAUUGAGUCUGCCCCUCCACGCCCAAUCCUAUCAAGAAUUGAGCACCUAACAUACCCUCCACACCCACCUUUCCAUGCAGCACCCCUUCCCUUUCAACAGCUCUGCUAGUCUCCCAGCAACUCUGGGGUACCCUCGGGUUCUCGCACCUGGAACCCUCUUUCCUACUAAAAGAUCCAUUGCUUUGUUAAGUCCUAAGUAGCACCCCGGGUCAAAGCUGAGGUCCCUGGAGUGGGCUUCCAGCCUCCUCCCCCUAACUCUACUGGUACUGCUUGCUCUUCCAGGGACACCCAGCAUGCUCACACACUAGGACUUUUAACUUCCCUCUGAUCUCCCAGACCUCCCCAGGCCCUUCCUGCCUUCCCUUCUUCAGACCCUUGCUGGGACCCGAAGAAAAGUCUCCAUCAAGCAGAAGGACAGUGCUUCCUUGCAACCAGCACACUGCUUCUCAUCCCUGUCUCCUGGCUGGACUGUAAAUUCCAUAGAGUGGAGACAGGAGAGGGCAAGCUGCUACUUCUCACACUGUCUCUUCCGUGUCCUACAGGGCACAUUAAGAAAACCACGUCACAGUUUGUCAAAUUCAUGAACGAACAUCCAAGACUAUUUUAGGGGUUGAGGACCGACAAAUAUGCAAGACAACAAUACCUAGCUCAUCCUUUGAAGUUCAAUUUCUAAAACAAAAUAUUUGACAGGUUACGUAAUUGUUUAUGAACUGGGAGAGGGGAGAGGAAAAAAAAACCCACUCCGAGCAGAUCAGAGGUGAGGACUCUUACCCGACAUUAAAUAAAACAGUUAUUUCAGAGUGCCUGUCCCUUCUCUGAAAUGGAGGGCGGAGGAAAGUCUGCAAAUGCAAACAGCAGGCUGACACAGCUUGGUUUACCACCUCCCGGGUCGUCGGAGGAGAAUGUCAAUAUUUACCACCAGGGGGCGUGAACCUCCUGCUGUGAAAUCUGACACUUGCAGCCUCUGGAGAUAAAAACCAUUGUCUGCCAUGGGUGCCAAUGUUUAGUCAUAAAGAAUCCAGCAU
This is a messenger RNA of Alexandromys fortis (reed vole), 5723 nucleotides long. It is a transcript of the gene Sbk1, whose product is annotated as SH3 domain binding kinase 1. The record is from RefSeq and is a predicted model, not a curated record. Gene Ontology annotation, biological process: peptidyl-threonine phosphorylation; peptidyl-serine phosphorylation. Gene Ontology annotation, molecular function: protein serine/threonine kinase activity; ATP binding. NCBI's taxonomy places the organism in Eukaryota, Metazoa, Chordata, Mammalia, Rodentia, Cricetidae. The coding region runs from base 556 to 1800 and encodes 414 amino acids. The transcript has 4 exons.